Dromaius novaehollandiae (emu) is the source of this 2259-nucleotide messenger RNA. RefSeq names its product probable G-protein coupled receptor 150. Lineage: Eukaryota; Metazoa; Chordata; Aves; Casuariiformes; Dromaiidae. The record is from RefSeq and is a predicted model, not a curated record. Gene Ontology annotation, biological process: cellular response to hormone stimulus; G protein-coupled receptor signaling pathway. Gene Ontology annotation, molecular function: peptide binding; G protein-coupled receptor activity. The transcript has a single exon. Gene Ontology annotation, cellular component: plasma membrane. The coding region runs from base 285 to 1661 and encodes 458 amino acids.
GACGGUGCGCGGCGCUGCCGGUGCGCGGGCGCCAGGGAGGACGGCGGCGGCUGGCGGCGGGGGGAGGCGGCCGCUGGGUGGGGAAGCGCGGCGGCCGCGGGGGUGCGCAGCCCCCUCCCCGCGCCCCAUGACGGGCAGAGCCCCUAUAUAGGCGCGGGGAGCGCCGCCGCCGCGCGCUGCCGCCGCCCGCCGGGAAAGUUUGUGCCCGGCGGGGAGCACGAGGCCGCCCGGCGCAGCGCCCUCCUCCUCCUCCUCCUUCUCCCCGCCGGGACCGUGCGGGAGCCAUGGAAGACCCCUUCAGCCCGAGCAGCCCGGCAGCCGUGCCCAACGUCUCCAGCGUCCCGGAGCCAGCAGGCGGCCUCAACCUCUCCGCCCCCGGGGGGCAGUGGCCGCUGCCCAGCCGGCGGGCGCGGGCGGCGUCGGCGGGCGCCGUCCUGCUGCUGGCGCUGGUGGGCAACUGCCUGGUGCUGCGCCGCCUCGGCUGCUGCGGCUGCUGCGGCCGGGGCCGGCGGCGGCGGCGCAAGAUGGACUUCCUCAUCGCCCACCUGGCGCUGGCCGACCUCUGUGGCUGCGGGCUGGCGCUGCUGCCGCGGCUGGCGGCCGAGCUGCGCGGGCCGGGCUGGCCGCCGGGGGCCGCCGCCUGCCGCCUGCUGCCGCUGCUGCAGGGCUGCGGGCCGCUGGCCUCGGCGCACGUCCUGGUGCUGCUGGCGCUGGAGCGGCACCACGUGGUGCGGCGCCCGGCGCGGCCGCCGCUGCCUGCGCGCGGCCUCGCCGCCCUGGGCUGGCUGCUGGCGCCGCUGCUGGCGCUGCCGCAGGCCUUCGUCUUCCGCCCGGCGCCGCGCCCCGGCGGGCCGCGCUGCCGCAGCAUCUUCGAGGAGCUGCCGCGCUGGCACGGCCUGGCCUACGCCGCCUACGGGGCCGCCACGGGCUUCGUGGCGCCCGCCUGCCUGCUCGGCUGGGCCUACGGCCGCAUCCUGCUCGCCGUGUGGGCCGCCCGCGGGCACAAGGCGGCGGCGGGGAGCGGGCGGCGCUACGCGGGGCCGCCGCCCGGGCUCGGCGGCUGCGGGAUGCCCCGCGCGCGGGCGCGGACGCUGCAGCUGACGCUGGUGCUGAUCGCGCUGUUCGCGCUGUGCCGCCUGCCGCGCUGCGCCAUGGAGCUCGGCCUCGCCUCGGCGCCCGCCCGGCCCGGCGCCCGCGGCGCGCGGGAGGCGCUGGCGGCACUCGGCAUCGUGGCGGCGGCCAACAGCGCCCUCAACCCCUUCGCCUACCUGCUCUUCCAGAGCCACCGGCCCUGGGCGCGCCGCCUCCAGCGAGGCCUCUGCGGCGCGGGGCCCGGCGGCGCCUGCUGCUGCCCUGGCCUCGAGGCAGAGCCGCGGCGCCGCGCCACCCACCGCGCCCCGCACCGGCCCCGCCGGCGCCCCCCCGCCGACGCCGCGCCCGCCGACCCCAGCGCCGCCAUCUCGGGGCCCCCCGACCCCGGCGCCGCCACCGCCGACGCCGCCAUCUCGGGGCCCGCCACCCCCGGGGCCGCCACCGCCGGAGCCGCCAUCUCUGGGCCCGCCACCCCCGGGGCCGCCAUCUCAGAGCCGGCCACCGCCGCGGCCGCCGUCUCGGGGCCCGCCACGCCGCCGCCGGGCGCCGCCGCCGAGAGCCGCUGCUAGCCGGGCGCCGCCGCCGAGCCCCGGGGGCGCCGCGGGGCCCCAGACGGGACGCCGCCGGGCAGUGCCCCCCCGGCUCGCCGCCGCCCCUUCCCCGGAUACCCGGCGGGGUGCCGCCUCCCGCGGCCCGGCGCCGCGUGUGGUGGAGGCCCGGGCGGGCUUCGCGGGGCUGUCCCGGCCCCGGCGCGGUGUUUUGCUGAUGCCCCGGGUCCUGCAGUGGGUGCGGGGGGUGUAAACGUGGGAGCCGCGGCAGGGCAUCCUCUGGGCAGGAUGGGCAUGGAAAGGGUCUGGAUGGGGCCGUGCGUUGUGAAGCGAUUUAUCUGCGGUUUAUCUGUGCCCAUAUUCCUUUAGCAUUGACUGUUUUAAGAGGGUUGUUAUUAUUAUUCUUCUUUUUUACUUGUUCGGUGCGUACUCAUGUCAAAUGCUUUCAGAGAAGAGGGCAGAAUCGGCAGGAAGGCUGUUGCUAUGCAAACUGCCCAAAUGUGGUUCUCAUUCAAAGCCCUGCUAUUUGUAAUCUUUACAAAGCCCUCUGAAUAUUUUGGUCAUACUUUGUGAAUUUUUGUGAUAUCUCAUUCGUAAAUAAAAUCGAUCAGGAUCCCAA